AUGGCAGAGUCAGAUUUUCGCCUGUUCCAGAAGCUCUUAGUGGGCCGCGAACUUCCAGCCCUACAGCAGGAUGCUGAAUACUUGGAGGAAUCACACGAUUCUGAGCUCGAAUCCCUAGCCACAGCUGACGAGCAGCUCUACCAAAUCUCGUCAAUCUCACCGCUUGCAAGACAAUACGUCUCCCACAGGCUGCCAAACAGUAGUGACACGGAGUACGAGCCUGGUGAGGAGGCUUACGAGGAGGAACAAUCUGACAAUGGUUCUGUAAAUAGUGAUUAUGGUGUUUUGGACGCAAGAUCCACUGCCAGGCGCAAGCCCAGCGCCGCAAGAAAAGGUUUCCGCCCAGGAAUACACUCAGAUCUUAAUCCAAGCGGGCAGGCUGUCGCGAAUCAGCUUGGCUUAGCUGGCGACCGCGCAGCAACACCCGCGGAAUACCAGCAGCACCCGCAACCCACGCCUCAACCCCAUUACCAUCCGCAACCAUCCCAGUACCAUCCGCCUCCCCAGCCUCAACCCCAGUACCAUCUGCAACCCCCUCCUCAACCACAGUACCAUCCACCUCAACUCCAGUAUGAUCCACAACCUCCGCCCCAACCCCAAUACCACCCGCAACCCCCGUUUCAACCCCCACCUCAACCCCAAUACCACCCACAACCCCCACCUCAACCCCAAUACCACCCACAACCCCCACCUCAACCCCAAUACCACCCACAACCCCCACCUCAACCCCAGUACCACGCUGAUCGGAACGAGGACAGAGCAGUGGCGGAGGCGUACGCCGCCGCAUUCGCGUUACUUCGGGGUGGGUUGUCAUCGAGGCUCCCACCACAGUUGGAUUUGACUCAAGAUGGCCCUUUGGCCCCAUGGGGGGCCGCACGGCUCGUCGCCCUUGCACCCCUCCACCCAGGAGAGACGAUCCGCGGGGAAAGAACCCAGGGCGUAAUCCGAUACAAAGAGGCUGCGAAGGAACAUCUUCGCAGCCUCAUCCUGAAUGCGGAUCCCGAAACGGACGGGGCUCCCGAAGACGAGCUUCGCAACAAAAUGAUCGAUACUGCACUGCAAAUCGCACGAACGAAAAUCGGUCAAGAGGAAAUCGAGGAUAUCAAGGGGAUCAACCACUAUAUGGUGGCUUCGUUAGCAGAUAUGCGACGAAGCUUCAAAUCUUACGCUUUGAACACUGUUCCAGUUGGUUACCAUCUACGUCUACCAUUAUUUUCUGAGGAGGACCAGCCGGCGCACACGCGAGACCGAAUCAAAAUUCUACUCGAGGAUUCAGAGUACUUGCACGAAAUUGAACAGACCAUCGACGGCACAGAGAUUAAACGGCCCCUGGAGAACAAGGUCCUCAUCAACAUGGUCAUUGACCUGUUGAAAGGGGGCCUAUCAGACGUGAUACAUGGUCCGCUCGAUCGUUUGUUUGCAAUGUGUGGUGCAACAAUUCGUUGCGUGCUACAGGCUUAUCGAACUGGUCAAUUCGUUGAUGUCUCGGUGAACUCUACUGCCUUUGAUGAUGCUUACCACGAAAUCAUAGCUUACAUUACUACAACCAUCCGUGCCUCGCAUACCUUGCGUGAAAGGUUUGAUUCUGUACAACAGGCAAUUCUUAAACGAGUACUCGUGAAUUAG
Messenger RNA from Suillus clintonianus, 1626 nucleotides. RefSeq lists its product as uncharacterized. Lineage: Eukaryota; Fungi; Basidiomycota; Agaricomycetes; Boletales; Suillaceae. The transcript is spliced from 6 exons. The record is from RefSeq and is a predicted model, not a curated record. The coding region runs from base 1 to 1626 and encodes 541 amino acids.